CAGCAAUGGCGCCAUCGACUUUUAUUAUUUAACCACCACCGCCUCCACCACGAUGGAGUACUCCCGCGACUCAUCCCACUCCAUAACGAUGCUAAUUGUUUCCCUCUCAAACUCAAUUAUGUAACGUGAUGAUCAAUAGGAGCUCGAACGUUUGCUGACUACGAAUGUCUAGGGUCUUGCGCUGAUUUCCGUAAAGCUAUAGCCGCACUUUCUUGUAUUGACGGAGUCAGCUACUACUAGAGAUCUUCUACCACCCAUGAACUCUCUCUCUCUCUCUCCUACACAUCUCUUAGCACCACCGUCAUUACAGCUUGAUAUUACACAUACUCGUAGAGCCAACGCCGUCCCUGCCCUUCUCUCUCCUCCUUCUCCAUCCCCCACGUGUCUCCAUUCAUCAUCCAGAAACUCAAAAUGGACGUUCGACGAAGAUCAAGCUCCAAAUCAGAGGCCAAAUUCCAACGUCGGCGAACGAGCGUGGUUCAUGAUGACGCCGCUCUCGCCAAUUUCGGUAUCAAGCAGGAGUUGAACCGUAACUUUGGCUUCCUGUCUAUGCUUGGACUCGCCUUUGCCAUCCUCAACUCCUGGACCGCUCUCGGCGCCAGUAUGUCUCUGGCUCUUCCCUCCGGUGGUCCCUCUAGUGUCAUUUGGGGUCUCAUCGUCGCUGGUGUCUGUAACUUGUGCCUUGCUGCAUCAAUGGCCGAGUUCCUUUCUGCAUAUCCAACGGCAGGAGGUCAAUACCACUGGGUAGCAGUCAUCAGCUGGAGGCGCUGGGUGCCACUUCUGUCCUGGAUCACUGGGUGGAUCAACACCGCCGGCUGGGUCGCCCUCUCGGCCACUGCGGGUCUUUUGGGAAGCUCUCUGAUCAUUGGAAUCAUCUCCCUCGCCGACCCGUCCUACGAGUCACAUCGAUGGCACCAAUUCCUGAUCUAUAUUGCCUUCAGUCUGAUCGCCUUCCUCGUCAAUGCCUACCUUACUCGCAUUCUUCCCUAUAUUACCCAAGCCGCCUUGUUUUGGUCCAUCACAGGAUGGGCAGUCAUCUCAAUCACCGUCCUCGCUUGCUCCUCCCCAAACUAUCAAAGCGGAAGCUUCGUAUAUGGAGACUUUAUCAAUGAGACCGGCUGGCCAAAUGGUCUAGCAUGGCUCCUUGGAUUGCUGCAGGGAAGUUUUGGUCUGACUGCUUUUGACGCCGUUGCCCACUGUGUUGAAGAACUCGCCGAUGCUACCCGGGAUGGGCCCAGGAUUAUGAUUGGUUGCGUCUUGAUCGGAGUCGUAACUGGUUUCAUAUAUCUUUCGGUACUGCUGUUUGUUUCCAAAGACAUCGAUACCGUCAUCACGUCCCUGGCCGGCCCCAUGUUGCAAAUCUUCUAUGAUGCCACCGGCAACAAAGCUGGUGCCAUCUGCCUUCUCAUGUUUCCCCUGGUCUGCCUGACCUUCGCCGGGAUCUCCAUCUUGACCACAAGUAGUAGGAUGGUGUAUGCAUUUGCGAGAGAUGGAGGUCUUCCAGCCUCUCCAUGGUUGGCCAGAAUCCACAAAGGACUGGUGGUUCCGUUGAAUGCAUUGAUCUUCACUUCAAUCUUGGUCGUCAUCUUCGGCUUAAUCUUCCUUGGAUCGACAAGUGCAUACAAUGCCAUUGUGUCGGCAUCGGUGGUGGCACUUGGAGUGACAUACGCCAUCCCGCCUGCCAUCAAUUGUCUUCGAGGCCGCAAAAUGCUACCUGAAAACCGUCCCUUCAAGAUGCCCAAUUGGUUGGGAUGGAUAACCAACUUGAUCGGUAUUGCAUAUGCGAUUCUCACCACAGUGCUCUUCAUGUUUCCCCCAUAUGCCGAAGUCACUGGAAGCAACAUGAAUUACUGUGUGGCAGCAUUUGCGAUUGUUUUGGUGGUGUCUGUCAUUCAAUGGUUUGUUGACGGUCGCAAGAAUUACACUGGACCGCGACUCGACGUGGAAGCGUUGAAAAAGGGGGAGAUUGUGGGAAUGGCGCCAGUGGAGAGUAAUGCCGAGGACGAGAACGGUCUGAUUGGCGUUGGUUCGCGCGAUAAGAAAGUCCAGCCAGCUGUAUAGUUCGAUCGGACUGCAGUUCCUCUGAUGUAUGUCGUACACUCAAAAAUGGUACACAUUUGUCGUGAUAGCAUCAUACCAUCACGUCGGCCACGCAGGAUCUUCCUUCCUUCGAAAGAUGGCAAUAUACUUAUUCCC
Exophiala mesophila is the source of this 2196-nucleotide messenger RNA. RefSeq lists its product as uncharacterized. Lineage: Eukaryota; Fungi; Ascomycota; Eurotiomycetes; Chaetothyriales; Herpotrichiellaceae. Bases 412 to 2061 code for a protein of 549 amino acids. Gene Ontology annotation, molecular function: transmembrane transporter activity. Gene Ontology annotation, biological process: transmembrane transport; amino acid transport. The record is from RefSeq and is a predicted model, not a curated record. Gene Ontology annotation, cellular component: membrane. The transcript has 5 exons.